Trematosphaeria pertusa is the source of this 1815-nucleotide messenger RNA. RefSeq lists its product as uncharacterized. Lineage: Eukaryota; Fungi; Ascomycota; Dothideomycetes; Pleosporales; Trematosphaeriaceae. Gene Ontology annotation, cellular component: mitochondrion. Bases 103 to 1815 code for a protein of 570 amino acids. The transcript is spliced from 4 exons. The record is from RefSeq and is a predicted model, not a curated record.
GCGGCAAUUCUUCCUCACUUGAAUAAUCAACUGAAUCUCUCCCAAUCGUUAUUCCCUCCUUUGAUAAGUUAUUCUACGGCUGCCUUCAGGGUAGGAGGUUUUAUGAAUCGUAUCAUUUCAAUCAGGGCGCUGAGGGCAACGCCUCGCCUCGUGUCGGACCUCCUCCGCACACAGCACACAUCUUCAAUCCAAACUUCAAAUUUUCUAUAUCGGACAAUAGUCCACCAAUCAUUUCCCAGUUACGCGACAUUCUUUUCUUCAAAGAAGAUAAUAGAUUCACCCGUAGAACGCCUUGAUCCUUACACUUAUACGAGUGGUCGAUGGCUCCGUUGCGAUGAACUAGAGCGAGAAUCGCGCCUCAUACGGUUUAAUUUCGACGCUCUAUGUCGUAGGAUUAUAGAACUAUGUCCUGACGCCAACUCCAUCACCUCGUAUGACAAGAAGGAAGGCGGCUUCAACAGAGUGUUCAUAUUUCACACUGACAACGCAAAACGCAUCGUCGCGAGAUUGCCCUUUGCGUUGGCAAGGCCAUCAAGGUUGAUGACCAACUCCGAAGUUGCGACCAUCAAGUAUCUACAAGCCAAAACCAGCAUCCCCAUUCCGAAAAUACUUGACUGGAGCGACGACACUUCAACUGCCAUUGGGAGCGAAUACAUCAUCAUGGAACAUGCUCCGGGCAUUCCAUUGCACCAGAAAUGGCCAACUAUGGAUGUGAGCGAUCAAAUCAGGUGCAUAGAGGCCAUCUACCAAAAGCUCAAAGAAAUAGUCGACCUCAAAUUUCCGGCCUACGGGAGCUUGUACUUUGCUGACGCGCCGUAUAUCACCGCUUCUAAUCCGUCGUUCGACCGGGAAUUCUGCAUCGGUCCCCACUGUGGAGGUAUUUAUUGGAACUGUAAUGUUGGACAACCUAGAUAUUAUCACAAAGUCAACCAAAAUCAGGGACCCUUACUCCAGGGCUUGAACUCGCCGAAAUACUGUGACGGUCUCAUCGAUACCGGAAUUUCCAGAAUCCCGCCAGCCGGAGCUGUCCCAAAACGACCACAUUAUCAUGGAUCCAUUCAGACACAUAAUGAACUACUCGAAUACGGUCGCACGGUGAUAAAGAAAAUCGCCGAGGACCCUCGGAUCCAGAACGCAGCUGGCCCUGUAAUGCUCCACCCUGAUCUGCACAAAAGAAACAUUUUUGUUUCAGAAGACGACCCAACCAUCAUCACGGCCAUUAUCGACUGGCAAUCGUCUAGCAUUGAGCCAGCAUUUUGGUACGCAAAUGAAGUGCCAGACUUUGCGCAACCUAUUCGUGAUCCUUCAUGCGAAGAUCAAAUCGAGCCCAAAAGCGAGGCAUGUGCAAAAGCAUAUGACAUCUGCACUCAAUUUCUCAUCCCGAAGCUGUCGGAGCCUAGAUUAAUGGAUGAAGCUUUCUUUCGGCCUUUUCGCUAUUGCUACCGGACCUGGGAGGAUGGCGCCGUUGCCUUUCGCGAGGAGCUGAUCCAGACUUCGCGACGCUGGAAGGAGCUUGGUCUUGCGGAGUCGUGUCCAUUUCCUUUGCCCGGCCCCGACGAAUAUGCCGUCCAUCGAAAAGAUUACAAACUUUUUGAAGCGGCACACCAGCUGAAACAUAGUUUGUCGAGUCUGCUCAAUACUCCAUCUGACGGCUGGGUUCCUCCGGAGCAUUGGGAAGCAACUGAGUCGGCCCAUAAGGAAAUUUUCAGGGGAAUGCUGCAGGAGGUUCUGGGGAAUGAGCACCCCGAUAAUGAUGAGCCGAUCAGAGACGAAACAGAUCUCAGAGAGAUUUGGCCAUUCGACCUAAAGGAAUGA